Molecule: messenger RNA, 645 nt
Organism: Rhipicephalus microplus (southern cattle tick)
Lineage: Eukaryota; Metazoa; Arthropoda; Arachnida; Ixodida; Ixodidae
Product: spliceosome RNA helicase DDX39B pseudogene
Source: RefSeq, a predicted model, not a curated record
AUGUUCGAGCUGCGAAGGCAAAGUCUCAUUGCUAUUUUUUCUUCAGUUGCACGUAGUAGUAUUGCUGGUCUCCAGCAGUACUACGUGCGAGGCAAAGUCUCACUGCUAUUUUUUUCUUCAGUUUCACGUAGUAGUACUGCUGGUCUCCAGCAGUACUACGUCAAACUGAAUGACAACGAAAAGAACCGCAAACUGUUUGAGCUGCUCGACCUCCUUGAGUUCAACCAGGUGGUCAUCUUUGUGAAAACAGUUCAGCGUUGCAUGGCGCUCGCCCAGCUGCUGGUAGAACAAAACUUUUCUGCCAUUGCCAUCCAUCGGGCCAUGACCCAGGAGGAAAGAUUAUCUCGCUAUCAGCAAUUCAAAGACUUCCAGAAGCGAAUCCUUGUGGCUACAAACUUGUUUGGACGAGGGAUGGACAUUGAGAGGGUCAACAUAGUUUUCAACUAUGAUAUGCCUGAAGACUCGGACACCUACUUGCACAGGGUUGCUCGAGCUGGACGCUUCGGCACCAAGGGGUUGGCAGUGACAUUUUUCUCUGAUGAGCAGGAUGCAAAAACCUUGAAUGAAGUGCAAGACAGGUUUGACGUCAACAUCUCCGAGUUGCCUGAUAAAAUUGACAUUUCCUCCUACAUUCAAGGCCGCUAA